Molecule: messenger RNA, 1121 nt
Organism: Oreochromis niloticus (Nile tilapia)
Lineage: Eukaryota; Metazoa; Chordata; Actinopteri; Cichliformes; Cichlidae
Product: zinc finger protein 430-like
Exons: 2
Coding region: 171-1007 (278 amino acids)
Biological process (GO): regulation of gene expression
Cellular component (GO): nucleus
Source: RefSeq, a predicted model, not a curated record
AGCUUCAUCACGGAGUUUCUCUCGGUUUGUGGGCUCAUCUAAAGGACCAACGUGGAUCGAGAAGUCCGCGCUCUCAGGAGGCCGACAAUUUUGUUGACGAAAGAAGUGGAAGAAAAAAAUACAACCGUGACGAGUUUGGGAAAGAUUUUACUGUGAAAGCUUCCCUAAAAAUGCAUCAGGUCAUCCACACCGGAGAGAGACCGUUCAGCUGUGGAAACUGUGGAGAGUCUUUUACCAGGUCUGGAAGCUUAAAAACACACCAACUAAUCCACACUGGAGAGAGACCGUUCAGCUGUGACGAGUGUGGAAAUUCUUUUACGCAGGCUGGACACUUAAAAACACACAAACUCAUCCACAGUGGAGAGAGACCGUUCAGCUGUGGAGACUGUGGAAAGUCUUUUACCACGUCUGGACACUUAAAAAAUCACAAACUCAUCCACACUGGAGAGAGACCGUUCAUCUGUAGAGACUGUGGAAAGUCUUUUACCGAGUCUGGAACAUUAAAAACACACAAACUCAUCCACAGUGGAGAGAGACCGUUCAGCUGUGACGAGUGUGGAAAGUCUUUUACCCACUCUGGAAGCUUAAAAAGACACCAACUCAUCCACACUGGAGAGAGACCGUUCAGCUGUGACGAGUGUGGAAAGUCUUUUACCCACUCUGGAAACUUAAAAACACACAAACUCAUCCACACUGGAGAGAGACUGUUCAGCUGUGGAGACUGUGGAAAGUCUUUUACCCUCUCUGGAAACUUAAAAACACACCAACUAAUCCACACUGGAGAGAGACCGUUCAGCUGUGGAGACUGUGGAAAGUCUUUUACGCAGUCUGGAUACUUAAAAACACACCAACUGAUCCACACUGGAGAGAGACCAUUCAGCUGUGACGAGUGUGGAAAGUCUUUUACCCACUCUGGAAGCUUAAAAAGACACCAACCAAUCCACACUGGAGAGAGACCGUUCAGCUGUGGAGACUGUGGAAAGUCUUUACCCACUCUCGAACAUUAAAAUCACACCAACUCAUCCACACUGGAGAGAGACCAUUCAGCUGUGGAGACUGUGGAAAGUCUUUUACCACGUCUGGAAACUUAAAAGCACACCAACUCAUCCACAGUGGAGAGA